Messenger RNA from Diversispora eburnea, 486 nucleotides. The record is from the annotation of a GenBank genome assembly. NCBI's taxonomy places the organism in Eukaryota, Fungi, Glomeromycota, Glomeromycetes, Diversisporales, Diversisporaceae.
AUGUAUACAAAUUUGCUUGAUCUUAUUCCGCCUGAAUUGAUACCAUCUAUUACAAAGAAUCUCCCGAUCCAAGAUCUUAAAAAUUGCUGUAGUCUAGAUAAUAUAUGGAAAACCGAAGUGAUUAGAGAAAUUCGCAAAAGAUUAAUAGUGGACUGUACAUUCAUUGAUAGUAAAACAACUGUUAAAGCACUUAUUGAUCUCAAAUCCCAGUAUAACAGUAUCAGUAAAGCACUUGUCAAAAAAAUGGACUUAUAUAUUUCUAGAGAUUGGGGAUCACGAUAUCCUGCAGUGAAAAAACUUGGUGUUGGUGCAACAAAUGCUGGCAAGAAAGUAAUGGUGAGAGUCAUUGACAAACCCGAAUAUGACUUAGUUUUGGAAAGUACGUGGCUAACGAGAUUGGGUGACAGGAUUGAUGAGCAUGAUGGAAAAUACUGGAAGACUAAUGAGGAAAAAAGGAUAUAUUACGUAAGAAAAAAAUUGAUAUAG